AUGGGCGGUCCAUCCUUAUGGGACCUUCCUCCCGAACUGUACGGGACCCUAGCAUCCUUCCUGGACCUCUCCUCGCUCAUCGCGCUGUCCCAGUCCUCUUCCGCAUCACGUCAUCUUGUGCUCGACCACCUUGCGCCGAGCCACAUCCGCUCCCGAGCUCACAUCCCAACCCCGGAUCGAUUGCGCCUGAUCAACCAGUGCAAAUGGCUCGGUCACAUUGAUCGCAACUUUACCCAGGCCCGUAUGAGCGGCUUCUCUCUCCCCAUCUCGGCCCCACUCGUCGGGGAUUCGACCAGAGUCGUGCCCGCGCAUCACAAGAGUCGCAACGCGUUCGAGAUGCCCUGUUUCCGACUGUGGGUGAGCAACCCCGAGACGAGGAACUGGAGAUGCCUCGUCACGUCGCGGAGGUCGACAUUACAGCUGUGGCACGUCGGGGCUCCCGGCUCGCGAGCAGAAUUGGCCCCGGUUCCCAUGGCCCCUAACAUCGUUCAAGCAGGAGGCGCGAGCGCGGCAUCCUCCUCGAGCAGGCUUGACAUCAACGACGACAUCACGAGCAUAAUCCUCGCUUCGGGUCCGGAUGGCGCUCUUGGCUCAACGGACCUCAUCAUCGCCAGGCUAUCAGGUCUAAUGCAACGCAUUCGAAUCGAAGAACCGUCUUGGCAUGCAACCCAACGACGCUGGAUACCAGGUCGGUUCGUCGAAGUAGCGCAGUACUCUCCCGCCCACUCUACUACUCCGACAGCGAACUCGACAACGUCGACGAUCGUGCAAUCCAUCUCGUCCGGUAAAGGUCUCCUCAUCUCGGCAUCGACACGCAAGCCGCGCCCUUCGGUAACCCCCCAGCGAUCUGACAACGUAACGCGAGUUGCAACUCCAAUCCCCGAAAUAGAUCGCAUCGCUCUUUCCGAAGCGGUGAAGCGAAGUCGCCGAGUGAUCGACGCCUCCACCUCUCAUUGGAUCACGAUCCAUUUCCUCAUUUCGCCCUGGCUCGAGCCAUUGCGUCAAGAACUCCCGACCAAGCCCUGGUCGACCCUCAUGAUCCCUUCUUCCAACGAUCUCGUCGUUGGUUCUUCGGGGUACUCCCCUCUCUCGCUAGGCACCCUCACUCCCACCUCGUGUAGCCCCCUUCGGCCGAUCGGGAUCCCUCUCUCCCGACCGUCAUCCAUCUAUUCCCUUGCCUCGCCCACCCCUCUAUCCCCUCUCCUGAACCCCGCCCAUACCGUCCUUUCAGCAUACUACAACUCCUCGAUCCUUAUCCAUGACCUCCGUCUCCCUAAUUACCAAAGUCAAGUGUUCAAGCUGGAAGACCCAUGGUCUGACGAUCCGGCUUAUUCAGUCGCUUGUGGUGGCGCGGCAGGAGCUUGGGUCGCCGGAGGCUCAGCCAGGAACGCUUCGAUCCGUCUAUGGGAUCUUCGUUCUUCGACCUCUCGAGCUCUUUCCCUCAUCUCGACAACUGCACCUCCCACGAACGAUCAUCAAUCGGACUCAUCGUCGACCUCAACCCCUCCCGCAACUCGCAGUAUACGCCACCGAGAUCUCGACCUUCCGAACCCGAGUACCAAAGCCCAAGGCCUCACUCUCUUCUCACCUCAUCGGGACGAUUCGCCGAUAUACGCCCUCGAAUUCAAACUUUCGCGACUUUGGGCAUGUACGGACAAGAGGAUCGUUGGAAUCGAUUGGGAUCGCGUCGAAGGGGAUCGUGGGAGGGGUUUGGUGAGGUGGGAGGGGGUCGGGUAUUAUGAGUUUGGAGACGAGGAGGGCGAACCGGGCAAGUUUCGCAUGAGCUGGUAG
Molecule: messenger RNA, 1791 nt
Organism: Microbotryum saponariae
Lineage: Eukaryota; Fungi; Basidiomycota; Microbotryomycetes; Microbotryales; Microbotryaceae
Source: the annotation of a GenBank genome assembly